Messenger RNA from Scylla paramamosain (green mud crab), 1152 nucleotides. Its product is annotated as thioredoxin domain-containing protein 17-like. The record is from RefSeq and is a predicted model, not a curated record. Bases 94 to 471 code for a protein of 125 amino acids. Gene Ontology annotation, molecular function: DNA binding; protein-disulfide reductase [NAD(P)H] activity; zinc ion binding. Gene Ontology annotation, cellular component: cytosol. NCBI's taxonomy places the organism in Eukaryota, Metazoa, Arthropoda, Malacostraca, Decapoda, Portunidae. The transcript has a single exon.
UGUUAACUUCCGCCACGUUCCUGAUAACCGCCCCCUUGGCCAGCCGAGCAACACCCCUCCGUCCUUUUCACUCCUGAAUCCACAACCUGCAAAAUGGUCCAAACUAUUGAGGUCCAGGGCUUUGACGCCUUUGUGGAGGCUAUGGAAGCCCAGAAAGCGGCGGGGAAGACCAUAUUCGCCUUGUUCAGCGGAUCAAAGGACGCGAAUGGCAAGAGUUGGUGCCCUGACUGUGUGGUAGCCGAGCCUGUGGUGAAGGGCGCCCUUGGGAAAGCCCCCGAGGAUGCUGUGUUCCUGUAUGUGGGUGUAGGAGGGAGGGACUUCUGGAAAGACCCUCAGUGUAUCUUCAGAACGGACUCUCGCACCCGCCUGAGGAGCGUACCCACACUCAUGAAGAUAGGAGGACCCCAGAGACUAGAGGAGGAGCAGUGUGCCAAGACUGACAUGGUGGAGAUGCUGUUUGAAGAUGCUUAGUGCUGGUUGUGCCAUAUCAGUCAUUCCUGCCCUUUACGUAUCAAAACUUCCCAAAACUUGCCUCCCUCAUAUAUAACACCAGUACCCCAGUCUCAUUCCAGCCUAAUCCAGUGGCAUGUGGGAAGUAUCAUGCUCCAGUCAUUCUUAUCCAUCACUCGUGUCAAAAUCUCCCCCCUACUUAUCACUUUACGUCAUCCCAGCCUUUCAUAAUCCAGAGGCAGCCGUGUCAUGAGUGUGUUACUGAAAGAUUGUCUGGUGUGCAGUAGAGGGAAGUGAUUGUAUUGUCAUUCUGCAGUAAUUGAUAUGAAAUUAACAUGUGGGGAUUAUGAGGAAGUUCUUCACCUUUGUUCAUUAAGGGUUGUGAUUUAAUAUUCUAAUUAUUAUAUUUGUUUUCUCAGCAAUUUCACAGUUGGCAUGGGUGAGAUUUUAAUGUCACAAAAAGUUCAUUGUCAGCUCAUAAAUGGAUACUUCUUUUCAAAAAUAAUGUGAUCCAGCAAUUAAUAUAUAUUGACAAGUGAUGUUACAGUAUUUUGUACACCUCUGGAAACGCAUUGACAAAUUUAUACAACUGAAUUUCUCUUUCAAAUAAGCAUUUGGGUGUCACAUCCUUCUGUCUUUAAGAGUAAUGUGAUAAUAUGUGAUUCAUCCAGUUAUUUAAUUUAAUAUACAGUUGUGUAAAAA